AUGGUGAAGACAAAAGCCUCAAAGGAGGCUAUGCGGUGGGCGGAUGAUGGAUUGGAAGGUCCGAUUGAGAGAAAGCCGGGCGAGGAAGGCAACGAUUUUGACAUUCGUCGCUUGGUAGUGAAGGUCUGCGAUGCCAUGGGGCUUGCAGCCCAGAAGAUUGUGCAAGUGCUUAAGGAACGAGGCUUUUGUUUGGUGCAGGCGAAUGCGCCACCUGAGCUGGUCCAGGCGGCCUUCGAAGAGGCAGAGACACUCUGGGAGGAUGGAGAGUUCAAGCCGCCGAUUCGUGUCCACGAUGACCGGAGCCUUUUAGAAGCACAACUUUGGAGCCACGCGCUUCAGGACGUGGAGAAGAGCGUUUGGAUUCGAGAGGGUGACUCAAGAGCCAUCCAGUUGAUGAAUGCUCUGAAACUCUUGGGUCGCAACAUGGCAGACUUUUGUGCUGGCUUGGGCCCGCUUCUUGAAAAAGAGCUUGGUGUGGCUUUCGACCGGCUCGGUCAGCCCCUACUAACAUGCUACACGGGCGAUGCGACUCACAAGAUACACAUUGACAAUCCUCACGAGGAUGAAAGUAGCCUUCCAGACAACGGAAUGCGUGUUUCGUGCACAUACUACAUCAACCCACACUGGGCCCCAGAAGAAGGAGAACAGGGUGGCAUGGACAUCUUCAUGGUGCCAUCAUCUUCCAGCUCUGCAUCUGGUGCUAGAAAGUGUCCAAGAGUAAGGGUGGCCCCGCACAUGGACACCUUGGUUCUGCACCUGUCCGAGCGCAUCGUUCAUCAGGUUUUGCCCACCAAGGGUUGGAACAUUCGGUGGUAUGCUUUGCAGCUUUGGGGGGCUCAACGGCGAUGCCAUGCAGCAGAUGUCCAGGCUGGUAAAGACUCCGGCCCCACCCUUUGGACUUGGUAA
Messenger RNA from Durusdinium trenchii, 906 nucleotides. NCBI's taxonomy places the organism in Eukaryota, Dinophyceae, Suessiales, Symbiodiniaceae. The record is from the annotation of a GenBank genome assembly.